AUGAGUAACUCAGUGUUAGAAAUGAAUUUCAUUCGUUUACUAUACUGUACCGAAUGUCUAGCAGCACAGAAACAAUUAGGAACCACUUACAAGGACUACGUAAAAACUCUUGAAACAUUUUUUAAUACAUUGACUUCAUCAAAUCAUCGUUCUUCUCCAAAAAAUAUACGUAAAUAUGAAAUAAGACUAAAAAAGUUAAAGCAGACUUGCGAUACAGUAGAAAAUUCGAAUGUACAGUCUAUUCAUCAUCACCUAUCACGUAGUGAAAUAAUUGCAACUUCUAAAUUGAAUGAAACCUCUCCUGUUAAUCAUAAUGUCAAUAAGGAAAAUGUAAUUGCUCUUGAAAUAAAUAACUUAUCAUGUGAUAAAAACGAUACUAUGUGCUCCGAAAUAGACAAUCAAUCACUUAUUCAGGGCACAUUUACUGAUAGAUGUGAUUUGAUCGCAAAAGAACGCCAACAUAUAAAUAGACAAUUACGAGAGCAAUUAUUAGGUGGAAAUAAGUCCAGCGAUAAAAAAUCAUUAAAUCAUAGUCAAAAUGAUAAUCUAACUCAUUCCUCUGAACUUCUUUGUGAACAAGAAAUUCAACGUGAACAAUUAGCUUCAGAAAUGCUGCUAUUAGCAACAGAUUUGAAAAAUCAAUCUUCUGCAAUGAGUCAACGAAUCCGCCUGGAUUGUGAAACUGUUGAUGCUAGUAUUGGACAAGUUGAGAGAAAUACCGCAAAUCUUCAUGGUGUAUUAAAUGAAUUGUCAUUAGAGCUUGGUUCCAAAUGUGGUCGAAUUGUAUGGAUUCUAUUUUUUAUUGCGUUAGGUUUAUUUUUAUACAUGAUACUAUUUAUGAAAAUGUUUCGUAAACGAGUUAUUCAGUCAAAUUCUGUUUAUUUUUCUAAAACAGAGUUAUAA
Schistosoma margrebowiei is the source of this 903-nucleotide messenger RNA. Lineage: Eukaryota; Metazoa; Platyhelminthes; Trematoda; Strigeidida; Schistosomatidae. The record is from the annotation of a GenBank genome assembly.